CCCUGACGGGUCAUCCAAGGAAAGUUACUAAACUUGAAAAAAAGUAAACUUUUUCAAUUUUUUUAUUGCUUUUUAUGGUCACAUUCAAAAUAAUUAGGAAUUUAUUUGAAAAAACUGGAAAUAUAUUGAAUUAAAAAAAAAUCUGGCUCGUGUUUGUGCAAGUUUUACCAAAAAAACUACAUUUUGUCUGCUUGAAGGACUUGAAUCCACCACAUGUAAAUAAAAACUAUUUUAAAUUAAAAAAUUAUAGUUAUUUGAAGAAAAAUUGAAAUGGCUGGACGCAAACAUCGACCCGCACUUAAAAUUAUGGUUCAAGACGAACCAGCCCCUGUAGUACCUCCUGGCAAUCUAGACUCACGUACAACAAUUACAAUUGGCGACAAAACGUUUGAUGUAGAGGCUGACGAUUUAGAAAAAAUCUAUGAACUAGGCAGAGGGGCUUACGGUGUAGUGGAAAAAAUGAGGCACAUUCCUAGUGGAACUAUUAUGGCUGUGAAGCGUAUAGCAGCUACAGUGAACACUCAAGAACAAAAACGCCUGUUUAUGGAUCUGGAUAUAUCCAUGAGAAGCAGUGAUUGUCCUUAUACUGUCCAAUUUUAUGGUGCUUUGUUUAGAGAGGGCGACGUGUGGAUUUGUAUGGAGGUGAUGGACACUAGUCUGGAUAAAUUCUAUUCCAAAGCUUAUAAAAAUGGACACAAAAUACCAGAACAUGUAUUGGGUAAAAUCACUUUUGCUGUUGUCAGCGCCCUCCACUACUUGUAUUCGCAACUGAAAGUAAUUCACAGAGACGUAAAACCCUCAAACAUUCUUAUAAAUAGGCAAGGUGAUGUAAAAAUGUGUGAUUUUGGUAUUAGUGGGCACUUGGUGGACUCUGUAGCUAAAACCAUUGAUGCUGGAUGUAAACCUUAUAUGGCUCCAGAAAGAAUAGAUCCUCAAGGUAAUCCUUCUCAAUAUGACAUAAGAUCUGAUGUAUGGUCUUUAGGCAUUUCCUUAUUAGAACUAGCAACUGGUAAUUUUCCUUAUCCAAAAUGGGGCACUCCAUUUGAACAGCUCAAACAAGUAGUGGCAGAAGAUCCGCCCAGAUUGCCUUUGGAUGGGCAAUUUUCUACAGAGUUUGAAGACUUUAUUUCUAGAUGUUUGCAGAAAAAAUAUACUGAUAGAUUCAACUACAGUCAAUUGCUCCAACACGAAUUCCUAACAAAACAUGCUAAUUUAAACACAAACAUUUCUAGCUUUAUUGGAGAGAUUUUAGACUUGCCUGAUACGAAUCCCUGAGAUUCAUGUACAAUUUCUUAGAUUUUACCAUCACUUUGUGUAGUAUAAAAAUUAAUUUUGGCUUUAAUCAGGAUGCUCAGCUGUAGUAUCCAAUAAAAAUUAUGUGUACAUAAUGUGAGUGAUUGGUGCAAGACAAUAAUUGAUAUUACAUAUUACUUGUUCAUUUCUUAGAGUUUUACCUCAAAAAUGAUUCCUCCUGGAACAGUCAUACAAUUUUUAAUCAAUAAGAACAGUUUUAGAAAACUAUAUUAAAUUUGUCUUGUUUCAAUAACUUAUCAAAUGAGAAAGUUUUGGGCGAUACCUCGCUCACUUACCAGUCGUAGAGAACAAGUAGUAAAACAAAACUAAUUGUCUAAUAAUUAUUAUAGAAAAAGAAAAAAAUAUUUCAAUGUUUAUUUGUAUAUAUUGAAGAAAAUUUGUGACUUAUGACAGAUUUGUUUUGGUUUCAAUCA
Molecule: messenger RNA, 1727 nt
Organism: Ceutorhynchus assimilis (cabbage seed weevil)
Lineage: Eukaryota; Metazoa; Arthropoda; Insecta; Coleoptera; Curculionidae
Source: the annotation of a GenBank genome assembly